AGCUGAGAAAAUCAAUAGAAGGAGGCGAAGUGUUGUGUGUAUGAUAAGAAGUUUUUGUUGUUCUAACAUGGGAACAACUGAGCCCUAAACAAUUCGUUCAAAUAAAGAGAUGACAUUUAAGUUUAUUUGUUGUUAUGCUUCAAUUUUAGUGUUAUUAGCUCUACCACAUCAAUCGUUUUUAUCUUCCAACCCUAAUUCUUUUUAUUCGGCGAGUGAAGAUGUGCGAUACCUCGUUGAAAACAUUCCGGUCCAAAUGCCGAAGGAAUUUACCGGAGGCCCGGAUUUCAAACUUCAAAGUGUUAUGGAUGAGUCCCUUUAUGGUUCGAAAGUAAAUUUAAAAUUUUACCCUCCGAUACUGGAUUUCAAAGAAAGAUUUUUGGGUAUACCGCAUCAUGAAAAGGUUACUAUAGUCAAUACAAGCUUCAACAAAACUGUACAUCUCUCAUCGAUUUCAGGCAACACAAUUCAUUUUCACAGUUCCUUUUUCCAAGAUAAAUUGAUCCCUCCUCUUGGCAACACAUCAUUUAAUAUUGUUUUUUUGGGCCGAGGGGAGGGAGAAAUAGAGAGUAACUUGUACAUUCACACUUCAGAAGGAAGCUUUAAAUAUUUGGUUAAAGGUGAAGGUGUUGUCAGUCCUUAUCGUCUAAGGCCGAUUUCUGGGGUUCGGCUACCUUUGAAUGCAUCUUACUCACCCCUUAUUGUUAUGCACAACCCAUAUGCUUCAUCCUUACAGUUGGUAGAAGUUUACUCGAGUGGAGGGGAUUUCCAUCUAGAGCUUCCUUCUGGAGAACUGGAAGGGCCAAAACAGAUUUGGAACAUUCCAGCAUUUUUGACCAAGCCAAUUAUUAGGCUUAAGUUCCAUGCUACUAGUCAAAAAAAUUAUACAGCUUAUAUAAGGCUGAAAGUAGAUAACAGUGAUGAAACGUUAGUUAUACCAGUAGAUGUUGAAGUAGGCCCUACCUGCGGUUUGUAUUCUUCUGAUAAUCUAAUUGACUUUGGAAUCGGAGGCACUGAAGAUCCUCCAAAACAAGUUAAAUUGUUCCUCAGAAAUUCAUGGAGGAAACCAAUACGAGUUCAAAAUGUUGUUGCAAUCCCUUCUUCAAAAGCAUUGAGUAUUGACUUCCAGCCGGUCAAAAUUCCUCCGGACACAAAUAUUCCAACACAAGCAGCUGUUUUAACUUUUGACUGGAAAGCAGCGCACGAAACUGGCCAUUCUAGCGGCAGAGUUAUUGUUAAAAGCGCUCAAAAUGGCCAGAAAUUUGUGAUGACUUAUUCUGCUACAGUGUUAGAUGGUGGCCUUCAUUUUAACGGGAGUCAAACAAAGUUUCAGUCUGACAGUGAAGACAUAUAUUGGAGACCGAUAACGUUAACUAAUAAUUACAAAAUCCCAGUGGCAAUUACAAAUGCAUCAUUAGCCGAUGCUGUUCAACCUUUUUUCGAGAUUUCAGAUUUUUCUCCCACUGUUAUAUACCCAGGGCAGACAGAAAAUAUCCUUUUUCUAAAUGUCAAAGAUGGAAGACUUCCUCAUAGGCUUAAAUUGGAAUCAACACUGACUAUUUUCAGCAACGUUUCGAUACUCCCUAUACCUAUAUUGUGUUACGAUGGGAAGUUAAUAAAGGUUUUGCCAUCUGAUGUAAAUGAUACAGAAUUGUAUUUAGGAACUGUAGGAAGUGGGAGUACACAAAUUGUUAAUUUUGCUUUAAUAAACGAAAAUCCAGUUGCUGUUCAAGUCAAAUCUUUAUUUAUAAACAUUGCCAAAAGUUCUGUGAGAGUCGUAGCAGUUGAAAAGGGAAACUACUCAGUAGCGACUCUUGCCAUUUCAUCAGACGAUUAUAAUAUGACAUUAAAUGAACCGUACGUUGGACCAGGAUAUUUUUGCGUUAUUCAAGUUUUGAUACCUGUAAGCCAAGAGACCGGCCGAUUACAGGGUGACGUUACCAUUGAAACUGAAUAUGAAACAAUAGUGAUUCCUUUGUACAUGAGGAUUGAACAUGGUAGCCUUAGCAUCAUCACAAAUCCAGUAGAGUUUCUUGAUUGCUUUCCGAGUGCAGUGUGUGCUGCAGAAGUAAGAGCAGAGUCAAACUUUUCUGUUGGAAUGGCGAUAACCAGCGUUGCUAGUAUCCCACACCAUCCGAGGCUUGGGUUCAUUCCAGUUUCUCCUCCUUUGAUUCCACCACAGACAAACACUUUUCUCGGUCAUAUAACAUGGGAUAUGUCUGGAGUCGAAUCAUAUCUUUCCCCUCAUUCUCCACUUCCAGGUACCCAGAGGUGGUUAGACACGUUAACGUUACCUAGUCACAUUCGUGAAAUUGAUAUAAGCCUAUUAACCAAACAUUAUGAACAGUAUCAAAAUAUAUCUUCAGACCGCAUUGAACUCUCUUUGCGCUUGGAUACCACAGAAGUUCGUAAUUUAGGAUUUAAAGCAAUAAUUCGACCUGCUUGGCCUUCUGUGAUUCCAAUACCAACUAGAACUAUUAAUUUUCCAUUGACCCAAGUAGAAACUAUUUCUUACAAGCAAUUGACCAUAAUCAAUCCAGCAUCAAAACAACCAGUUGUGAUACAACUUCUGCUUGAUUCAAAUUAUCCCUUGGCACAAGGCGUCCUUAACGAUCUUCCUCUCAGUUUAAGGCCUUCCAUUAAUAUGAGCUAUGGUUCAGUUCUGAAUGAAAUGAAAGAUGUGUUUCAUGUAGUAAUAAAUGAUGAUUUACCAAUUCCUCCUGGAACUCAGCCUCAUAAAAAGUCAGUGGCUUUUAUAUUGAAACCAUUGGCAAAUGCGACGGUGACUAUCGCUUUUAAACCUGAACAUGCUGAUUUAAGCACAUCUAUUCUACUUAUUAGGAAUAACUUAACGAUUCUGGAAGCAGUACAGUUGAUUGGUACCGGAGCGUACGCUCAAUUGAAGCUUGGUAAUCGAAAGCCUGGCAGUUCCAUGCCAUUGUUCUUCGAAUUGUUAGAAAAACAUGCUGUCGAAUGCGAUCGAUCGCAAGGGAGUAAGUCGGUGGGUUCACCAAAUUUAACAGUAAAGCGAUCCUUUACUGCUAGAAAUACUGGUGCUUUGCCAUUGUUUAUACACGUAUUUGCUAUUAAUGGUCAAUAUUGCCAAGGGUUUGGCUUCAAGGUCCUGAAUUGUCAGCCGUAUUUAAUACCACCAAAUUCUUCUAAAAAGAUCGAUAUAGCUUUUACUCCAGAUUUUACCUUGUCAAAAGUCACCAGGACACUGACAAUAUUGACUCCUGAUUUGGCGGCAAAUUACACACUAAUCGCCACUGUCCCUCCAUUUCUUCUUGCCGCAUGUUCGGCUGGUAUUGAGAGGCCAUCAUGGGAACCAUUAUUGUACUACGUCAUUGUCUCAUUGAUGCUGGUAUUAUUGAUAUCCGUAAUGGCAGCUGCAAUUUUUGAGUCAAAUAGAAUUUUAAGAAAUACUAUAAUUGCAUUAUCAAGAGUACAAACUGUGCAACCUGUUUUAGAUUUAAGGAUGGUUGGUGCUGAAGUCAAUUGCAGCCAAGACGAGCCACCGCAAGAUGUUUCAACUGAGUCACCAACUAAGUUAAUUUGGAACCCUAAUAUGAAUAUAGAUCUUGAGGUCCCAAAUGAAAUUCAAAAUUCAGUUGAAAACAAUGCUCUCUGUACAAAUAAUUUGAACGGGAAACCGCCUCAAAAUUAUCCUACUACUUCGAACAACAAUAACAACACGAACAAUGCCAAUUGCAACAAUAAUGUUCCAAAGAAAAAGACGGAGAAACCAGUGUCAAAACGUACAACUGACAGCGUUGAAGUAUCUGGAGAAAAAUCAGAGUGGGAAAGUUCAUUUUCAAGACAAACAACUAGUCCUGCACAAAAGCAUACUAAGUCAUCUGGUAUUUGCAUUACAACUGAGCCUUAUACACCACUAGCGAAUUUAAAGCCGAGAGAAACGAAUUCUAAGUCAGAAAAUAUGGUCAAAUCAAAGAGUGAGCCAAUUCAACGAAAUACAGAAACGCAGCAAAAGAAAAAGAAAAAGACUGAUGACGCUCGAAAGAGAACGACUGAGAACAAUGCUAAUCAAAGUUCCAACAGUACCACCAGUAGCAGCAACAGUAAUCAUAGUAGCAGUGGAAACAAUAGUAAUAGCAACAAUACAACUAAUGAAGAUGGAGAUUCUUCAACAACAGAAUCAUCCUCAAAUGAUGACGGCGAUAAGGAUGUGGAAAGUAUGUUUUUUAGAUCCGUCCGAAAUCAUUUACAAAACAAGGUUGGGAAAGGGAGACAUAUCAGAUUUCAAGAGACAUCUCCACUCACUGUCAAAGCGAAAAAGACAUUAGAAAAAUGUUCCAGCAGUUCGAUUGAAAAUUACUGUGAAGCCGAAGAAGACGACAUGUUGGAUAAAGUGACAGUGGUCAAAGGAAACAGAAGACCCCAUACAUCCGCUGCCAAACCGUUGAAAAAACAAGUCAGCAAUGCCGGCAAAUCCAGGCAUGACCAGUUACCGCCCAAAGUUAAACAAAACGGCAUGGAAAGAGGAAAAAUCGGCUCACGAAGGGAUAAAAACCACAUAUCAAAGAAACGCGUUGAAAAAUUUGAUAAACAUGCACCUUUAACAAAAGUUACUCCUGUCGAAGCACUUGCACCUCCACCACCGCCCCCUCCAGUAUGGACUACAUCUUUUAGUGAUGUCGUCGCCCGAUCAGAUUCAUCAUAUUCAAGCGUAGUUGCAUUAAAAAACAAUGAACAACAUUCAGUACCUAAACAGCCACCUAUGAAUUUAUCACCAGUCGACAAUGGUUUUACCUACACUCAAAAAGAUUUUCCGUCAGAAUGGAAAAACGAAUAUCCAGAGAUUGAUCAAAUUAAACAGAAUUGCAGUGCAAAUCAUCAGUUGAAUGAUAACUUUACAGGUGCUGUUGGCACAAAGCUCGCUAUUAAUUCAGUCUGGGAUAAUUGGUCCACUUUAGCUGAUUCUAUACAGUCGCAGAAUACGAUGCAACAGUCAGUAAACAGUCUUUUUACUCACAGCCAGCCUCGAAUGACAUCAAACAAUUAUGAAACUCUUUGGAAUGACCCUAAUGUUAUGAAAGUACUUCAUGAUCAGCAAGGAAUGGAAUACGAAGCACAACAAACAUUUACAAACAAUGAGAUAAACUGGCCGUCUAUGCCUUCACUGUGGGAACCAUUGUACACGCCAUCUUCAACAAUUGAAAGCCUGCCACCUGUUUGGGGUUCUGAUGUUUGGGGGCCGCCUACAUCCCCAAGUCCUUCACCUCCUGAUGAAAAUAUAAAUCCGCAUCCAAUGGAGUACCAUCCGUUUCGUUCUUUGAGCAAUAUUUGGGGUCAACAUUCAGCCAACAUUUGGAAACCACCAACAACAGAAUGAUUCAUUAUAGACCCGAUUGUCGUAUUCAAGUCAAUGACAUCCUACAACCUUGUGCAAUCUACCUAAAUUAAAUUGGCAAUGCACUUAAAUAGCGUUAACUUUGUUAUUCUUUUAUAAUUGAUUUGGCUUAUAGUUAACCACACUUGUGAGAUUUUGUAAUUUUGUGUGAUAAAACAAGUGUUACUUAAGUUGCUUAACUUAAUUUGUACCUCUGUUUAUAACAUUUUCAUUUUAUUUUUUAUUUUUUUAAAUUGAGAAUGUUAAAAUAGAGUGUCAUAUUUAUUAUUUUUUAUACAUGUUCGAACAUUUGAAUAUUUUGCAUUUUCAUUUUUUGUUUUUAAUCAUAGCCUGGGUGGCAAACGACAUGAUUAUUUCCAUUAUACAUCAAGAAAUUGAUUCUUUUCUGUUGAUUUAAUCUUUUCAUUUUUACAAACACGGUUUUUAUAAGUUGAAGUUGUUGAAAAUAUGAAAUUUUAUUGGCAAAUCAACAAAAAAAGUUAAAUUUAAAUUUUUUUUGGAAAUGAAACAACUACCCUACAAGAAAGACAUUUAUUUCGGAUACCAUUUAUUUUUCACUAAAGGUAAACUUUUCUGUGACAAUAUUUACUUACCAGCUAUAGCUUUACUGACAAUCAGAUACUGUAAUAAAGUGAGAAAAUGAACAA
Cimex lectularius (bed bug) is the source of this 6015-nucleotide messenger RNA. RefSeq names its product transmembrane protein 131 (gene Tmem131). Gene Ontology annotation, cellular component: membrane. Lineage: Eukaryota; Metazoa; Arthropoda; Insecta; Hemiptera; Cimicidae. The record is from RefSeq and is a predicted model, not a curated record. Bases 110 to 5350 code for a protein of 1746 amino acids. The transcript is spliced from 31 exons.